This is a messenger RNA of Hemibagrus wyckioides, 3748 nucleotides long. RefSeq lists its product as uncharacterized. Lineage: Eukaryota; Metazoa; Chordata; Actinopteri; Siluriformes; Bagridae. The record is from RefSeq and is a predicted model, not a curated record. The transcript has 2 exons. The coding region runs from base 2146 to 3039 and encodes 297 amino acids.
AAGACGGACAAACAAGUUUCUUCACCAUGCCGAAGAUGCCACAGACUCCGAGGCCUUACAGUCAAUCUCCACGCAGAAUGACCUGGUCAAGAGAGGUCUAUACAGUUCUCUUUAUGCAGUUCCUAUAGAAAGAUUUCUACUCAGUGGCCAUUUUACCAGGUCAACCUGCCCUGCAGAUAAACCAACCCUGUUAUAGGAUUACUACUGACCUCUGUACAGAGUAGAGGAGAGCUGACUGAAGUUUUCUUAGCAACAGAUGGCUGCGGUCAGUAAUUAUAUAGCUAUAAUCCUAUAAGUGCCCUUUUGUGAGCGAGCAGCACAUAGACACUGCUGUGCAACAGGGAUCAGUAUUGUAUACUGAAUAGUUUCUAGAUUAUUAGUAUACUUUAUAGUUUUGUAUACCUGUUAUGUACUGGAAUGCACUAAAAAUGUUAUUUCUUCAGGAUCAUGGUGCAAGACAUAAUGAAGUACACAGAUCUACAUUAAGUGCAAAUACAAAGCAGUGUGAAAGGAUAUGAUUAAUAUUCAGGACAAUAAAUAUACAGGACAGCAGGCACAAACUAGACAGGACAAGAGAACAAUCGAGGAUAGACGAAAUCAGAGAAAACCUUUCUAAAACUAUAAACUAUGAUUUCAUGUAUCUGGUUAGAAAGGAAAAUCUAAAGAGAAGCAUGUGAAAAGGUGUCUUGUAUCUGAUAUUAUCAUCUUGUCUAUCAGUGUAUUGUGCUCAGUGUAGCACUGUGAUUACAGAGGAAUUUUAUUGUGUUCCUAUCUUUACAUCCUUACCUGUGGAACAACAACAAAGCUUACUUGACUUUAUGUCAUGUGUGGGGUGUAAUUAAUGCACAUCAAGUGGAUUACUUACUGUUAUUGUUUGCCCACAUACUGCCUUUGGAGCAGAAAUGAAAAGCAGAUAGAAUAAGCACACAUUGUCCAAUCUGCAGCUAACCAUUUGCCUUUAAAUAGGUUUGUGUAACAGUUUGUAUAACAAUUUUACUGAUGAUAAAACGUCGUGAUAUAAUAGCUCGCUCAAACCAUUGUCCAUAACUGCUUUAUUCCUAAUUAGGGUCACAGGGGUCUGCUGGAGCCUAUCCCAUUGCACAUUGGGCAAAAGGCAGGGGUACACCCUGGACAGGUCACAGGCAUCAUAUAGACAGACAACCACUCACACUCAUGGGCAAUUUAGAAUUACUAAUCAACCAAAUAUACAUGUUUUGGGAGGAAACCAGAGUAAACUCCACACAGAAAAGCCCCUGCCUGUUCAAACCCAGGAUCCGAAACCAGGACCUUCUUGCUGUGAGGCAACAGUGCUAACCACUAAGCCACCAUGCUGCACCAGCUCACUCAAACCUAGCAUUUUAAUUGUUGAACAAUUUAUAUUACAGGAUCUAUUAGGUGUUAGUCUUAUGUCUAAUGUAACAACCAGGUAUCACUGUGUAUACCUUAUAAUCAUACUGUGAUCAUAAUAACAAGGCUGGUGCACCUAAUAAAAUGGCCACUAAGUUCUGAAACAAACUUACUUGCUUACUAGCAUGCUAGAUAGCCAGAGCAAAUGUUCUUCAAAUAUUUAAGACACAAACAUAUUUACUAAGUAUGGAUGUUGAUGUGAAGACCAGCAAUAUGCAUUAGCUUGAGGUAUCCUUUGUUCUUCAGGUUGAGAAGGUUCCCUCUUUGCAGGAACUAACCAAAGUGAACAGAAGCAAGGCCUUAGUAGGCAUCAGUCUUGGAGACACAGACAUUUCUCACUGGUGCUCCAGCUCGGUUCACAGUGGUACGACUCACAGCAGUGCUGUUAUUUUAGGAAAUUUUAGUUGAAGCAAUUCACGUUAAGCUUCGUGUUUUCCAGAAGUGGAUGCACUAUUUAAAUCUCCAGUGCCAGAUGGAUCGAUGAACCCUCAGCAAGAGCCAGUUCGAGAGAACACUGAUCAUAUUAGUACUGGCACUGGUAUACUUCAGAACAAGUAAGUUUAUCCCUUUAAGAAGUUCAAAAAAGAAUCAACAUAGAUCGAAUAUCAGAGCUUAGUCCUCUCUGUUUUUAAUAGGACUGAAAAGGAAGUCUGCGCUGAGCCUGUUCCUCUUAGUUUUGAUGAUUUACUUAAGAGGAAAGAUGUGAGAGUGCUUGCUCCUCGCCUUCAUAAAGCCUUCAUGUUUGGAGAGAAAUCCAGUGAAACAUGUCCUGUGGUGUACAGCACUCAGCAGCGUCAGUACGAGCCUUUCAGCAGCCCGGGUUUCCACUCUCUGGAUCCUCCUUCACAGAUCAGAAAGAGGAGCUUGCGCUCGGCAAUCGUUCUCUACACAGAGGCCGUGCAGGCGAGGUACGUGAUUCGAAGUAUGAGGGAAAGACAGGCAUGUGGAGGAUUCGGCAAUCACAGGCCAUACUCCCAGCCUGAGCUCGAGGUGAAGAGGACUGGAGAUAAUUGUGUCAACAUGCGUGUGCUUACAGCUGAUGGAAAGGUGAUCAGAUCUCCAGAUCUCGCCCCACUUCCUCUCUAUUAUCGUGAUGAAACCCUGGCAGUGCGCCCAUCCACACCCACUAAGAAAAUCUCUCUCAUACCUAAGCAGAACGUUUUAAUUCCGUGCGUUGGCCCUGUGGUUAAUGGUAUGAACCCGAGCCAAACCUGUGAGUCUGGAAAAAUCUCUCCAGCCUGCUGUAAAGCACCGCCUGCUUCGACGAGGAGAGGUGUAAACAGCAGUGCUCACACUUCAACACCACCAUCUGGGUGGAGCAGUUCAAGAAAUCAGAUGGAUUUCCUGUCAAUCUCCAGACCAGUAAAGUGCUGCGAAACUGGUGUGAACUGCAUAAUCAGAGAGAAACUGCUUCAUCAUGACGACUGUCUCAAGGAGGCAAACGAGGCGUCCGAAGUUUGUGUUUGUGAGGAUUGCGAUGCGUUCAGUGUGAAUGACAUGAGAUCACCCCAUGAGACUGCUGACCUGAUCUCUCCCUGCUCAGCUACUGACAGUGAGAAAACGCCCAAGGAUAAUGCCUCAUCAUGGCAACCAGAGACAAUAAACAUUCCAACUGCUGAAUAUCUGGAUUAAAGCAUCUUUCGAACUGCAUUUGAGAUUUGCAUAUUGCAAUUAAAUAAACCGUUUGUGUCCUACUGUAGAAAUAAACAAGUGGUUACACCACAGUGCUGUUUAAUUCAGUGUGAUUGGUCAGAAAGUGUGUAAUUAUUCCAUUUCAACAGCAUGGCUUAGGGAUUAGAAGGCACCGAUCAGGCAUAACAUUAUGACCACUUGCCUAAUAUUGUGUUGGUCUCCCUUUUGCUGCCAAAACAGCCAUGGCCCAUUAAGCACUGUGUAUUCUGACACCUUUCUAUCAGAACCAGCAUUAACUUCUUCAGCAGUUUGAUCAACAGUAGCUCGUCUGUUGGAUCGGAACACACGGGCCAGCCUUCGCUCCCCACGUACAUCAAUGUGCCUCAGCCGCCCAUGACCCUGUCGCCGGUUCAACACUGUUCCUUCCUUGCACCACUUCUGAUAGGUACUGACCACUGCAGACCGGGAACACCCCACAAGAGCUGCAGUUUUGGAGAUGCCCUGAUCCAGUCGUCUAGCCAUCACAAUUUGGCCCUUCAUCAAACUCGUUCAAAUCCUUACGCUUGCCCAUUUUUCCUGCUUCUAACACAUCAACUUUGAGGACAAAAUGUUCACUUGCUGCCUAAUAUAUCCCACCCACUAACAGGUGCCAUGAUGAGGAGAUCAUCAGUCUUAUUCACUUCACCUCUCAGUGGCCAUAAUGUUAUGC